Molecule: messenger RNA, 5205 nt
Organism: Eriocheir sinensis (Chinese mitten crab)
Lineage: Eukaryota; Metazoa; Arthropoda; Malacostraca; Decapoda; Varunidae
Exons: 15
Coding region: 150-2561 (803 amino acids)
Source: RefSeq, a predicted model, not a curated record
CACCCUAGACGCCGCCAUUACGAGGUGUGGCAGGGCGGGAGGGAGGCACCGAGGCAGCAGGAGACACCCAAACCUCCCUUAAUAUCACCAUCUUCGGGAGUUUUCUUAUAUUUCCACCCAAAGGAAGCCCCAGCAGAUGAGAGGCAGCCAUGGGGGGCGUGAAGAGGCUGGCGCUGUGGUACCUGGCCGCCGCCGUGGGAGUGAUCGUGGCGCAGUUCGAAUACCACCAGACGGACGAUUUUGACCAGAUAGAGCACAUGUUUAGGGUGGUCACGCCGGAGAACUGCCACAUCAAGCCGCUGAAAGACCUGUACAUGCCCACGGACAGUGUGUCUCACCUGCCGGACAUCCAGCAAAUCAACAUCAACCCAAUCUUCCCUAACCGCACUGCCCUCUACCACCUCCACAACAUGGCCCACUCUCGCGGCUUCUUCUUCUCCUACAUUCUGCAGUCACGCUUCAAGAGGCCUGCUGUGAAUGCAUCAGACAGCGCCUCAGAGUACGAUCCAGGCUUCAUGUACUUCUUCCUCUCAACGGUGGCAGACGUCGCGGCCAAUCCCAAGAUCAAUGCCAGCGCUCUCUACUUCCAGCCUAACAUGGCCUACUCCUCAUCAUACAAAGGAUUCUUCAACAAGACACUUCCACUCUUUGCCCCAAGAACCUUCAGGAUGGAUGACUACAAUGACCCAGUGCACCUGGAGAGGAUCUCGACACUCAACUUCUUCCAGGUGGAGGACCUUGGAGCUAUCCUGCCCCAGGGCCAGCGCUCCCGCAACUACACACUAGAGGACUACCGCAUCAACGAAUGGUACUACUCGUGGCUGCCCUACACCAACCAGCAGCAGGACGAACUCACCACGUACCAGGUGAAGAUCCGGUACGCCAACAACACGAACGAAACCUUUGUGUUCCACGGCCCAAAUGCUGCUGAUGAGAAGCCUGGGCCAGUCAAACUGACCCGGCCCUACUUUGACUGCGACCGCUCCAACAAGUGGUCUGUGCCUGCCAUCACACCAGUGGCUGAUCUAUACCCACGCCACACACAGUUCCGUCACAUUGAGUACCCGACCCGCACUGCCAUAGCUGUCAUGGAGAUGGACUUUGAGCGUAUAGACAUAAACCAGUGUCCAAAGGGUAAAGGAAACGAAGGCCCUAACAGAUUUACCGACACUGCGCGAUGCAAAAAGGACACCACUGAGUGUGAGCCCCUGGAUGGGUAUGGGUUCCGGCGAGGAGGGUACCAGUGCAGGUGCAAGCCAGGGUACCGUCUGCCCAAUGUGGUGCGGCGGCCCUACCUCGGGGAGAUGAUAGAGCGUGCCACCCUCUUCCAGUACCGUAACUCAUUCAGCUGCACCCCCAUUGGAUGGAUCCAGAAGCUGCCAUUUGACUACAACAAGAUGACCCCUUGGGAGCGACAUAAGUACCUCUCAAAGGACUACAACAAUGUGACAGGGGCAGAGGCUCUGCGCACCAACAAAAUCAAUGUGGACGAGGUCAUUGAGUUUCUCAAGUCAGUCACCAAGGAUAACUGCCACACUUUUGCCCCUGAUGACCUCAUCUUACGGGGAGAUAUCAGCUUUGGUGUAGAGAGCCAGUUUGAGAAUGAAGCCAGAAUGGCUCUGCGUCUGGCCAACUUCCUGAGUUCCUUCCUCCAGAUUGUAGACCACCAGGAAAUAUUCUCCGGUGUGAGAGUUGUGGACCGCCCACUCACUGAGGAUCAGAUGAUGGGAGAAGUUCUCUCCAUCAUCCUUGGCAACAGCAGGAUCUGGUCCUCAGGGAUGUACUGGGACCGCGGGAAGUUCACCAACGCCACGCUGUUUGCGCCCGUUGCCUACAAGACCAUCCUCAACACCCGCAAGUUCUUCAUGGAGGACUUGGCGCGCCUCAACUCUACUCGUGACUCUUACAUCAACAAGCCAUGGUUCAGAAAGCUGAAGACACGCUGGUCCACCAAUUUUGAUGACUUGGAGAAGUACUGGCUGAGGAUUAAGCUAAGGCACAAUGCUACAGGAAUGUACGCCAGGAAAUAUGAGCGCUACCCAACCUUCUACAAGGCAGCAGAGUUGCGCCACGGCCAGUGGAGUGUUCCAGAGUUUGACUGUGAUGGUUUUGUGAAGAAAUGGGUGAUCCACUACACUGCACCCUUCUUUGGAUGGGAUGCUUUGAGGGCCAAACUUGAGUUCAAAGGUGCUGUCAGGGUCACGAUGGACCUUCUCAAAUUGGACAUAGUGCAGUGCCCUAAUGAGUAUUAUGUACAAAAUCCCUUCAAAGAUACCCACCGUUGUGACAGGAAGACAUCUUAUUGUGUACCGAUUCAAGGACGAGGGUUUGACACAGGCGGCUACAAGUGUGAGUGCAUCCAGGGCUAUGAGUAUCCCUUUGAGGACCCCAUCACCUAUUUUGAUGGGCAGUUGAUGGAGGCAGAGUUCAUUAACAUCGUCCGUGACAAGAAGACACGGUAUGACUUCCUCAAGUGCAGAGUAGCAGGGGCAGCAGUACUCCAAAGUAGUUCCAUCAUCAUUCUGGGACUCCUCUUCUUUAACCUUGUCCUUCGUCGCUAACCAGCACUGUAAUUACAGCAGCAGCAGCAGCUCAGACUUGCCACAACAAACAGCAGGUAAAGGCUGUGAUGAUGGUGUUAACUACAUUAUCGUAUCUAUUUUUGUAAGCUGAAGAAAAUGUAAACAUUCCUUUUGUGAUUUUUGUAAGCUGAAGAAAAUGUAAACAUUCCUUUUUUGUGAUUGAUUUCAGUAUAAAUUAGUAUGAGUGACAUGGUUUAAUUGAAGUGAAUUCAGUUAGACAAAUUUUGAUAAGAAAGUGUGUGUGUGUUAGCAUGCAUGUGUGUGUGCUUGGUAUAUGUAGAGCUGUAGAAAAUGUUAGCUAAAAGUACAUUAGUGCAGGGAAGAAUUUAUAAGAUUUAUAAAAAUGGCAUAGGUAAAGGGAAUAUAUCAGUAUUAAUUAAAUAGUUUACUGAUAUGAAUGAGGCUUGGAAAACAACUAUCCUUAGAGGGAAAAUUUUCAAAUUAACUUUUACAAUUUAUAUUCAAGUUUUGGAUCUCUCAUGAAGGGUUCCUUUUAAGUUAGAUUUUGUUGACUCAUUCAGCAAUUUUUCUUACUUUCGGGGUGGUCGAUAAUGGGAAACCUGAGAAAGCUAAACUAAUGGUUAUUCAGUAAUAUUAAUGGGGUCACUGGUACUGCAAGGUUUAUGACCAGUAUUAUUGUGAUUCAUACAAUUGCAUUAUAAUUGCUCUUCUGGAAUUGUAACAAGAGUUGAAAGCAUAUACUUUGCUGCAGAAAGGUAAACUAUGGUAACCUGUAUGACACACUUGCCCAGCUUUCCUGGAUAGUGGGUUCUUGUCCACCACAGGCUUAAGGGCUGGACGAUGAGUACUGAGGCCAUGUGCAGCCGGCAUAUGUCCUCAACCUUAGAUUUAGGAUUCUCAUUACUUACAAUAUCAGAAGAACAAUUAUAAUGCAGUUGUUUGUAUCAAAUUAUUGCUGGUCAAAACUUUAGUAUACCAGACCCCGCCAUUAUUUUUUCCUAAUAACCAUGCCAUUUAGAUAAAUUUGCAUUACUGUACAAGACCGAGUCCGUCCACAAUCCAUUACUGUACAAGACCGAGUCCGUCCACAAUCCAUUACUGUACAUGACCGAGUCCGUCCACAAUCCUUGACGUGAGGAUAUUUACUUGGAAUCUCAGUGAAUUGUGAAAUUAUAUGGUGUUUACUCAUGAUGCCUGUGCCUAAACAAUGGCAAUUAUUUGGUAUCACAGUACUUGAACUAGCUCAACAAGAUUCUCCCGAUGAUGUUUAACAAACACUUUGUUGUAUGGUAAGUGGGUGUUGGGGAUUACUGACCAUUAUACAUGUAGCAGAUACAUGAAAGGGUUUGGUUUGUUAUGUUAACUGAUGUAUAUAUAGUAUUACAUGCAUAGCAUCACAAUUUACUUUGGCAUUCACAGCAAUAUAUGCUCUGUUCUUAAUUUACUGAGAUGAGAUCUGCAACUAUCAAGAAACUUCAUAUACUUAUGAGUGGGCAAAACAUGUUGAAGUGUUUUCACUUACUGUCUGAAAUCUCAUUCUCAUUAUCAAGCAAAAUGCUAUAAAUGAACUGUGGCCUUAUAGGAAGUGACAGUAAGCAUACUGGCAUUUAUGUAUAAUAGUGAAAUUUGUUUUAACACUAAAAGAUUAUCAUUAUUAUACAAUUGUCAAGACUGCUGAUCAAAAGAUUAUUAUUAUUAUUAUACAGUGUCAAGGCUACUGAUCACUAUAUCUCAGACCUGUCCCCUUGUGGGAACUUCCCCCUCCCCCUAUUGGGUGGCCCCUGCAAAGAAGUCUCCGACUUCUGCACAUUCAAUCCCUUACUGGUGGUUCCCCUUCUGUCCUAUAUCCUCAAAUGCUCACAAAGUCAUUCUCAUCACAUCCAGUUCCACUUUUCACCCAUUCAUCUAAACCACAAUUCACUCCCUUCAGUGUUACACCCUUACUAAAACUCUCUUAACCUUUUACUUUCUUCAUCCCAUCCUGACACACACUUGCAUCCAUACACUUCCUCCUCUCAUAACUCUCUCUAGUGUACCUAUUAAUUGUCUCCCCUAUGAAGCUGAGCAUAAAUUACUGAAGGGAUUUUUUUUUUGCUUUUCCUACACCAAAUAACUUAUGUGGCUUUUCAAAUGACCCAGCAUUUACAAGAAAUUGAACAGCCUAAAGAAAUGAAACUCCGAAUAUCACAAAGAUAGAGGACAGUUAUGAACUGUUCUGUAAAUUGUGACUGCUAUGCAAGAUUAAUUAAUCUUAGUUCUUACAAAUUCUAUGUAGUGGAAUUAGUUUUCUGUUACUUAUAAUGUUGUUACUUGGCAUUUCACAAAAUUAUGGAUGUUGUAGGAGAGUGGCAUUGUCUAGAUGAAACUUUUUAAGAAUUUUAUUUGUGGUUAGAAAUGAAAUUCAAAAUAGAGAUAAAAAUGAUCAACCAUGCUGCCAUUCUGCUAAAACUCUGUGAUUACUGUGCCUUGUGUCUGUGAAAAGAAAUCUGUAUUGAGCAGAAUCUUGAAAUGAACACACCAUAGACUGUGAAACUUGGCAAUGAUGCUCAUGAUGCAUUAGAAUCCAUCCUCACAUACACUUGAUAAUUGUACAUGUGUAAAUAUAAGUUUGUUCAUGGAAAAUCUUUUUUUAUAUAUAUUUUAAGUAAACAAAUACAACAGA